CUUCAUCACUAGCUGCUUCUUUGAAAAGUAUUUUUUUAACCACGAUAAUUCAUUGAAGAGUCUUUAACUAGAGGGAUGGAUUUCCACUUCAUAUUUUUACUUGGGCUAACCAUUUGGGGAUAUCAAGGGUUGGAGCAAGCAGCCGCUUGUAGCGUGCUUCCAGGUGGUUUUCCCAAGUGUUUCCAGGUAGAAGAGGACAGUAGCUCAAACCAUGAGAGGAAAGUGAGGGAGAUAGAUUACAGAACACAUGGCCAGAACAUGAUGUAUGGAUACAAGGUGAACCCAGAUAAGGCGGAUGAUGUGAGGCUGGGGGAGCAAUGGCAGGAGAGAAUCGGUUAUGUUUAUGAUGUCGUUAUGUGUCAGAGAGAUUUGUCAGAAGACGCUUACAAACCAGAAAUAUGAGACGAAGAUGUACGACUACAGAAGAGGGAAAACCGUACCUUUCAAUGUGAUAGGAGAAGCGCCAGUCACUAGUUUGUUCGUUAUAACCAACAAGGAGGUGUGGCAGUGCACUGUUAAGGCACAACGACCAGGCUAUGAGAGUUAUCAAUGCACGAGAGUAGUGACAGAACUGGUGAGCAAGGAAAUAAUUGGACAAUUGUAUUUUUUUGAUGGCACAGAAGUGGUCACUAUACCAAUUCCUAGCACAGGUGAACAAAAGCCCAAUACCGCUGUUGUCAAAGAAAUCAAGUAUCUCCAUCCUGAGACUAAUGCUGUUUUGAAAUAUGAUGGCUACUUAGAGUUCUUUGAGCCAGAGGACUCCCCACAUCAAGGCGUUUUUGAACGUCUUGGGAGAGAGCGUGUACCAGGUGAAGGCGAAGUAGAGGAUUAUCAGAGAGAUGUCUUCUAUAGAACUGAAGUUCCCGAAUCUUUCCACAUCAAUCAUCAUAAUCCUGAGGAUGGACAUAUUUUCACUGACGAUCAAAAACCUUAUGGAGGAAUUGGGAGUGUUGAGGACAGAGCUAUGUGA
Molecule: messenger RNA, 970 nt
Organism: Nilaparvata lugens (brown planthopper)
Lineage: Eukaryota; Metazoa; Arthropoda; Insecta; Hemiptera; Delphacidae
Exons: 6
Coding region: 338-970 (210 amino acids)
Source: RefSeq, a predicted model, not a curated record